Messenger RNA from Gaeumannomyces tritici R3-111a-1, 213 nucleotides. RefSeq lists its product as hypothetical. Bases 1 to 213 code for a protein of 70 amino acids. Gene Ontology annotation, cellular component: membrane. The record is from RefSeq and is a predicted model, not a curated record. The transcript has 3 exons. NCBI's taxonomy places the organism in Eukaryota, Fungi, Ascomycota, Sordariomycetes, Magnaporthales, Magnaporthaceae.
AUGACGCACGGUACUUCCUCGACGUCCGACGUCCUUCUUUACCUGCUGGCCAUCCUGGUGCCACCCGUCCCCGUCUUCCUAGCUAGGGGAUGCGGCGCCGACUUUUUGAUAAACAUUGGAUUGACGAUUCUAGGCUGGAUUCCUGGCAUGAUCCACGCAUGGUGGAUCAUCGCGAAGCAAGAUCCGGCGAAAAAGGGCGUCAAGAGAUAUUAG